GGCCAUUCCAGGCACCGGGGUAUCCUUGCCCUAUGGGCAGCCACACUUUUACGAAGCUGUGGACACCAUAUGGAGAGUUUGGUCGUUGGGGAAUGGAUGCCCUACGGAGAGCCACACUUUUAUGAACCUAUGGGCACCAUAUGGAGAAUUUGACCGUCUGGGAAUCGUCACCCUACGGACAGCCACAAUUUUUGCCUCACUGUAUGUACCCUGCGGACAUUUUGAGCAUGAGGUAAUUCUGGCCCCAUGGACAGCCAUGUUCUGUCGAUGCUUUGUGCGUCAUCCGGGCUCCGCACGGAAGUACUUAUCAUAUGAAAUGCCACAUUUUGCGAAUCCGUGGACACCAUGCGGCCAACUUGGCUCUAGGGAAACUCUGGCCCUGUGGAAAGCCAUGCAUAUCGUGAACUCGAAUAGUUAUGACCGUGGCAUUCUAUAAUCAGUGGCUAGUAUAAACUCCUUUAGCAUAUGGGUUUCUCUGCCACAUGGAAGGCCACUAUGCGCAUGAGUUUAGCAUGGUUGUCUGAUACCUGGUUAGCUCUACCCGGGCUCACUUCAUUCAGAAAAAAUACCGUGUGCACAAGGACUUUGGUACCCUACGGCCCGCCACACUCGAUGAAUAUUUGAAUGUGGCCUAUUCUAUAGUAAAACUGGCCCCUUCCCUGUUAACUACAGUCAGCAUGUUGUGUUUAUCUAUCCUCUAGCCUUGCCAUGGAUGCUCUGAUGGUUUACACCUAUGUUGCUGCUGGCUUUGCAGCCAUGCUCCUUCUGCAAGGAUACAUGGCCCGGUGCUUCAUCUUUCUGUUUAACCCACAGUUGAUUCUGCUGCUUCAUAAGUGUCUAACACUUCCUUAUCUCUUUCGCCGGCGGCGGUUCUGGGGCCCAAUUACCCGACUACAAGCCAUACUACACGUACUUUACUUCGGGGGCACCCUGGUGUUUAAUAUACUGGGUGUCUCUGGACUCGCGGCAGCUAGCUCUCGUGCAGCUCUACUCGCCGUCCUGCAUCUGAUACCCACUCUUUGUGUCCCCCAGUUUAGCCUGGCAGCUAAACUGUGUGGAAUAUCACUGUCUACAUACAUUAGUAUGCACCGAACGUUUGGGAUAAUGGCCACUCUACAAAGCAUUCUCCACGUGGUACUUGCUUUGCGAGAAGUGGCGUUCAGCCUAGCGGAUCGGAUUCAACGAUAUGGAUUUAUGGCAGCCGUUGCUCUUGCGGUAAUGCUAGUGGGAACAGCGAUCAGAGUCCACCAAUGGUCCUAUGAAGUGUCUUCAAAAAUUCACUCUAUUCUUGGAAUCUUUUUUGCAGUUACUGCAUGGUUACAUUUAAAAAGACGCCUUGGAUAUGGUGGUAUAUGCCUAAUAACCGCCGUUGGUUCUUUCCUCCUAAGUUCUACAGUUCAUCUCUCUCUUCAACUGUUUCGCAAUACCAUGACUGGAAAAUCUCUUGCGGUAGCGGACCUUAAGAAAACAAAGGAUGCCAUUGAGUUAACAUUCGAACCGCCCCGGCCGUGGAAUGUUCGUCCAGGGCAGUACGUCUACAUGCGCGCUCCUGCUGUGCGACUGUUUUCCUUUGCCGAAUCACAUCCGUUCUCUGUUAUAUGGUGGAGGAACGGGCCAGAUGGCAAAGCAGUUAGCGUGUCAGUCCUGGCCAAGGUCGAAUCUGGGUUUACCAAGGCAUUAAAUGACAGUUCGCACAAACGCCUGCGUGUCUUACUGGAUGGGCCGUAUGGCCGUCACAAAGAUACUGAACCGUACGACUCCGUCUUACUGAUUGCCACCGGUGUCGGGAUUGCUGCGCAGUUGCCCUAUGCAAGGGAGCUUGUUCAACGCCAGCUGGAUACACAGGAGGACAAGGACCAUGUUCAUAAAAGAAAACAGCGAAUUUCUUUGAUUUGGCAACUUGAUGAAGAAUAUCACGAGGAUUGGGUCUGCGACUGGAUGGAUCAGCUCCUGGAAGAAGAUUCAAAAAGCCUGGCUCUACAUUACUCGCUUUAUAUUCUCCACAAGUCGAGCGGCGCUCAUCAAGAAGGUGAGAACAUACAUUAUGGCCGACGGGGGGCGGCAUUUUAUGGCAAGCCCGAUUUUAAUCGGAUCCUGAAGAAAGAGCUCCAGCUCUGCUAUGGAAAACUUCUCUUGUCCGUUGCUGCUGAUCCUGAGACUCGGGAUGAACUAAGAAAAAUCACCAUUGCGUCAGAUGCGCCAAUCGAGUUAUACGAGCCUGACUACCAGCCUCAUGCGCGCAGAGGGGGUUUCUGGGCCCCUAAGAGGAAGGUGCAGCAUAUUGGAGCUGUUUAGCAUGUUGUUGGCGAGUGGUAAAGGUGAUUAUGAGGUUAUGAAAGCAGGGGUCGAGGGACUUUUAUAGCCAAGGUGGCGGAAUGCUUCUCAAUAUCCCAGGAUAGCGAAACGCGAGCUAGCACUGGGCUUUCUGAUAUUGAAAAGCGGGCUAUUAU
Molecule: messenger RNA, 2450 nt
Organism: Aspergillus pseudonomiae
Lineage: Eukaryota; Fungi; Ascomycota; Eurotiomycetes; Eurotiales; Aspergillaceae
Exons: 5
Coding region: 709-2295 (528 amino acids)
Biological process (GO): intracellular iron ion homeostasis; iron ion transport; copper ion import
Cellular component (GO): plasma membrane
Molecular function (GO): ferric-chelate reductase activity
Source: RefSeq, a predicted model, not a curated record